Molecule: messenger RNA, 1158 nt
Organism: Schistosoma mattheei
Lineage: Eukaryota; Metazoa; Platyhelminthes; Trematoda; Strigeidida; Schistosomatidae
Source: the annotation of a GenBank genome assembly
UUAAGAUUGAUGCAGUCGUAAUGCACUCAUAUUCGUAGUUCUAUAAUAGAUUGAGAAAUUAUCGACAUCAUACCGAUAAUAACAUGAGAGUGAUACAACGACACUGAUAAGCGUUUAUCAUAACUUACAUGAGGAAGUGAUGUGUCCGUCAACGAUCAGACAGGUACGACACAAAUCCACGAACGACUAAUGAGCUCGAACUUUACACUUCUAGACCACCGAUCCGGUUUUCAACGGUCUCAAUGUCUAACAUCAAACCAUCCGCAAUAUUGCGCCACAAUGUCAACCUAUGUUGAUGGCACAUUUUCAAAUAAACUCCAAUUUUUAUUCUAUUUUAUCUUACAGAUAAAUAGUUCAACUACAUUCUAAGCAGUUUCACCUCGGAAUGAUAAUGAAAUAUAUCUCUGUUGUCGUCUUAAUAUUCACAACUCUAUUGCUCAACACUUACAAUGCUAAGGAAGAUGAUUCAUUAGAACCAACAUCAAUUCUAUUCAACUUCACUGAUUCCCAAACCACUGCAUUUGAAAAUUGGAUUGAGGUAUCAGAUGCAAUUCUACUUGGAGGGAGAUCUAAAGCUGCAAUCGUACGACUAAAUGGAACGAAUUACCAAUCGGCAUUAUUGUUCUAUCUACUCAAUCCACGAGAAAAUGGAUCGAGUUUCGCUGGUGUCUACAGGCAAUUGGAUACUCCGGAUAUUUCAAAAUAUACAGGUGUUGUAAUUGAUCUACAUAGACAGGGUGUAAAUUCUAAAUUUCAAUUUAUACUCUAUGGCGAAUGUUCAGAGGUGCGAGAUUGUGUAUCACAUGAGUCGGAAUUCGAGACGCCUGAAAUACGAGGAGACGUGAAAAUACCAUUUAGUAGAUUCAAACCGCACUUUCGUGGAACACCGAAAUCUGACUCAAAUCAUCUAAAUUUAUCUCAUACAUCACGUAUUGGAAUAAAAGUAUAUGGAGGAAGCAAUGCGCCAGAAAACCUAUUUGGUCCAGGUUCCAUCGAAAUAUUCACAAUUUCUGCAUAUAAGUAAGGAGGGAUGCCAGUUUAAACAAACCGAGCUUAUAGGAGUAAUGGACAACUUGAUAUGUAGCGUUUAUUCAUACUAUGAUUAUUUUCGUUUGUAUUAAGCAGUUUUAUCAAUAAAUAUCAUACAUCUACCUACAA